AGUGGCAGUGACAGCAACGGCACCAACACGGCAGGCUCUGGAACGCGGUGCGAGCGGUGUUCGUCGCUCAGUUUGGUUCGAGCGACCGUCGACGCCAGGUGAGCCGUGUGCGUGUGUGGUGCGCCCCGAUAGCUUGUUGAUCCGAUCGUUCAAUCUCGUCCAGUGCGGAGAAGAGCUGUGUGUGUAAGUGGCAGGAAGACCGUUCCAGGGGCAGCACGCCGACCAUCGAGAAGUAGCCGUGCAAAAGCAAAGGAAAUAUUGCUGUUGUAGAGAGAAGCAACAGUGUGCGCAACAGCUGCUGCUGGUACCGCUAGAAGCAGAAAAAUCUUACUGCAUCAUCACGAUCGUAGAACCAAUUAUCUCGCUUUCCUUCUUGUGAAGCAUUUCCUUGGCGCUGAACAUUCCGAUAAGAAGGGGUGUAUGUGUGUGUGUGUAUGUGAUUGACUAGUGCUACUUCGACUCAAGGGCAUACCGCUUGGUCCCAAAGCUGACUACGGUCGGAAAAUCAUAAGGCGUUUACUCAUCGUGUUCGGCAAAUGAGCGGGCAACAGACGAUCGCAUCUUAACCCACCACACCCGGUCAUAUCCUCCUCGCUCGAUGAAAAUGUCGCUCAACGAAAAACGGAUGUUUGACCGUGAAACACUCCGUUCCGUCAUCCAGCAAUGGAACACGGUUCGGUUGGAUAUAUUCGCGCUGUCCGAGCCGAACGAGAACCUGGAAUUCCACGGAGUGAUGCGAUUUUACUUCCAAGACGAGGGCCAAAAGGUAGCAACCAAAUGUAUCCGUGUCGCAUCCGAUGCUACGGUUUCCGACGUUAUCGAAACGUUGAUAGAAAAGUUUCGCCCCGAUAUGCGAAUGCUCUCCCUGCCAAACUACGCGCUGUAUGUGGUCCAUGCGAACGGCGAAGAACGCAAGCUAAACCCGGACGAAAAGCCGCUGCUCGUGCAGCUCAAUUGGCAUAACGAUGAUCGCGAGGGACGAUUUCUGUUGAAAAAUUGUGCCCAAAAGACAAAUACCCUAGACAGCAUCACCGAUCAGCCGAGCUUCAAGCGCAAACUGUCCAAGCGCGAAAAGAAGGAGCAGAAAAAGAAGGAAAAGUUGAACAAACUGCAAUCGGCCGGAGGUGGUACUGGCGGGCCCGAUUCCGAGAACCAUGUUGCCGAGAAGCUGUACACCGAGCUGCCGGAAACAUCGUUUACACGAUCCAUCUCCAACCCGGAAGCGGUAAUGCGGCGCCGCCGGCAGCAGAAGCUCGAGAAGAAGUUGCAACAGUUCCGGUCGAGAGACGGCGGGCCGGACACUGGCGGCACGCUGAAAAUCUACGGUGAAAGUCUGUGCCGGGACGUGCCGUACAAAACGCUGCUGCUGUCUAUUCGGGACUGUGCCCAGGCCGUUGUACGGGAGAUGCUGUCCAAGUAUGGCAUGGAUAAGGUGGAUCCGCUUCACUACUGUCUCGUACAGGUUAACAGCGACGGGUCCGAGUAUAUCCUUGAUGAUGACGAGUGUCCGCUCUCUAUUCUAAUGAAUCACCCUACUUCUCGAGGUUCGAUCAUGUUUCACGUGCGUCGCCGACCCGCGGACUCGCAGCCGCGAAGACGGAAAAAGAAACCGCUGGGCGUAUCGAACGGUGGCAACAAUAUUGGCGGCGACCGUGAAGGCCCUAUGCUGAUCGAGAUCACGCACAGCGGCGACGGUGGCCGGCGGGUGAAGCUGGGAAGCGAACCGAUCGAGGUCGGGUCGGCCAACACUAAUGCGCUGCAGCUGUUCGGUCCCUCCAUCCAGGCGCGUCACUGUCUAAUAUCGAUGCACGACGGUGUCUGUACCGUGACGCCCCUGCACGCCGACGGAACGACAUUUGUCAACGGCCAUCACAUCCAGCAACCAACGAUACUGCACAAUGGUUCGGUGGUCAUGUUUGGCAGGGUUGCCUCGUACCGGUUCGUCGAUUCGCCCUCGGACGGGCGAUACAAUUUGGCCCUGUCGCAAUCGCAGCUGGAUUCGGCCUGUUUGUACGAAAGCCGGUCACCAACCUCGCCGACGUCCUGGAACGACGAAGAAAGCCGUCCGAUCAGCCCAAUCAGCACGGUACAGAUGGGUGGAAAGCUGCCGGGCGGUGGUGGUGGCAGUUUUCUAGACGGUCCCAUUGCCUCAACCAGUUCCGAAAGUGCAACAGCAGCAGCACAGCAACAGGCAAAUGCGUUCGCGAAAUCGGCAUCGUUCGACAUGCAAUCGGCAACGGCGGCCCAACCACAUCCGCACAUGCACCACCAUCAUCACCAUCAUCCGAGCGGUCUGCUCGUGACGGCACUGGACGGACCGGAAGCAAUGGGUACGGACGAUACGGCCAGCUAUAAAGGAGGCCACGCUGGUGGCACUAACGAUCACAAUGAGGGAGAACAGCAGCAGCACCAUGCCGGAGGCGGCGGCCCGCUCGGGGCCGGUAACGGUGGGGAAACCGAAACGAAAUCUAUUUCCAGCUUCAAAUCAAUUGGAUCAACUGCCGACAGGACGAGCACCUUUCCGAAGCUGCAACCAUCGCACGCGGCCACUUCGAUUUCGGGCGAGCCCGGUGGACAGGAACCAAUUCUGCCGGCUGUGCUGGAGUUUCCGGAGCAAAACCAGGAACCGUUUCUGCAAUCCGUCAUCAGCGAGCUGGACGUAAACUCGCCAAACUUCAAGCUAGCGCCCGUGUAUACGCUCUACCUGUGCGCUCGGUAUCGCGCAUCGACGCAUUACCGUCCGGACCUGCAGCCGACCGAGCGGGCCCACAAGCUGACCGUGUUUCUGCACCACGUUGCCAAUCUGAUCCAAAAUGUUGUUCAGGAGCAGUACACCGAUGCCAAAAUACUGUCCUUCUGGAUGGCCAACAGUUCCGAGUUUCUGCACUUUCUCAAAUCGGACCGACACAUCUCGGCGUUCAGCGUGCAGGCACAGGAAGUGCUGGCGGAGAGUGUGCAGACGGCGUUCCGCAAUCUCGUGUCGAUAUUUCACGUCGAGCUGUCCCAGACGCUGAACCAGUUUCUGUCGGAAAACAUCGAUCACGACUCGGCGGCCGGUCUGGUGCUGUCCGUGCUCGGCUCUGCGAUGGCUCUGCUGCGCCGGUGUCGCGUCAAUGCUGCCCUCACGAUACAACUGUUUUCCCAGCUGUUCCACUACAUCAACGUUGUGUGCUUCAACAAGUUCGUCACUACUUCACACAUGUGCACCAGCGCAUGGGGAAAAGCCUUAAGUGAGCGUCUGUCGCUGCUAGAACUGUGGGCAGAGAAGCAAGGCCUCGAGCUGGCAGCCGACUGCCACCUAGCGAAGAUAAACCAGUGCGCCCAGUUUCUGCAGGCUCCCAAAACGUCCGUCUCGGACGUGCAGCAGCUGGCAUGCUCCUGCUUUCGACUGAACUCGCUGCAGAUGGCUGCUUUGUUGUCGCAGGAAACAAUUCCGCGCAAUCUUAUCGACACGGCGGUCCGGAUGGCCGAAUCCGUUGCCGACGAGUUGAGCCGUGCCGAUGGGCGUGAGAUACGGCUGGAAGAGUCGCCGGAACUGCCGCUCGCACUGCUCCUACCGGACGAUGGGUUCAGCUGCGACGUGGUGCGGGGCAUCCCGGCUGGGCUGGUCGACUUCCUGAACCCGUUUCAAAUGGCCGGCUGGUGCCGAUUGGCAUCACAGCCGACGAGCAUAGGCCUGUGGACGGUGUACAUGCACCAGUUCAAUCACGGCCGUUCGCCGAGUGUUAUGUCCAGCAAGCUGCCCCAGCCCGAAGUGCAGAUAAUCAAACUGCACAAAAAUGCCAACGGAAUGGGCCUGUCGAUUGUGGCGGCAAAGGGCGCGGGCCAGGAACGGCUCGGCAUCUACAUCAAGUCGGUGGUCGGCGGUGGUGCGGCCGAUCUGGACGGGCGGCUUCAGGCGGGCGAUCAACUGCUGGAAGUCGACGGUCAAAGCCUGAUCGGUAUUACGCAGGAGCGCGCGGCAGAUCAUUUGGUGCGUACCGGACCGAUUGUUACGCUGAAAGUAGCCAAGCAAGGUGCCAUCUAUCAUGGAUUAGCAACCCUUCUCCAGCAGCCAAGUCCCGUCAUUCAGCGAGGUGGUCGACGAAUGUCCGAACGAGACAUGACGCGGGUCGGUACGAGCAGUGGCGACAUCAGCAAGCCACCAAUGCCAGCAUCAUCCGCCGGACAGCAGUUAUUAAAUAGCAAAUCCGUUCCAGCGUUGCACCAUGUGGGCAAUAUUGGUUCUUCCGCGAAUAAAUCUCGUAGCAUACAUAACCUUGCCGGAGGUGGUGGUGUCGGAGGAGGAAGUGCUAGUGCGAUCGGUACAGCAGGCAGCAGUCAAGAUCAAGGCUUCUAUCAAAACCUUAGCGUAUAUAGAGCCCAGAAUCAAAGCCAUCCAAAUCUUGGCGAACGACCUCCCAUGCCCCUGCAAACAUCUCUUAAUUCCCCCGGAGCUUCUAGCACCGCGCAUCAGCAACAGCAGCAAAUGCUGCAACAUCAACACCAACACCAGCUACAGCAGCAGCAGCAGCAGCACCAACAGCACCCAAUGCUAAACCGUCCAGCGUCUGCCUAUUUUAAUAGCAAUAAUAGCGGUAGCAAUGCCAAUCCUAGCAAUUUGUUACUGACAACACAAAACACCAUGUCUUAUACGAUGCCUAAUCAGCAGCAGCCUAAUAAUAGUAAUAACGGUAAUCUAACAAACAUAUCGCAGCAGCAGCAGCAGCAGCAGGGUAAUAUGAACACAAUGAACAGCCGACUGGCAUCGACCAUGGGUGGAAAACAGCCAGCUAUGCCCCCGGGAGGUGCUGGCAACGGUGGAAACGUUAACGGCUUUAUGCGUGACGUGCAGGCCCAACAGAGUCUGCGCAUGAAUCAAAUGAUGGCACCAUCGAUGCCCAACAUUGCCCAUUCGGUGGCGGGCGGUAGCGGUGCCGGUGGUAAUUAUCCGGCACCCGGCGUCAUUUCGGCUAGCCAGAGCAUGCAAAACGUAAACGUGAUUCCGGGCGGACCGGGCAGUCCGGCAGGCAGCUACAACUACCACGGCAGUGCGAACGGUAGCCCAAUGCUUUCGCCUCAGAUGUAUCCGCACGACGGCCAGCAACAGCUCGGUGCGCAGCAUCAUUCAUCGUUGCUGCGCGGGCAAGCAAAGCUGGCCGAAAUGAAUGAGCUGAUCAAGCGUCGUCAGCAACAACAACAGCAGCCGGUUGCCUACAACACUGCUACAUCAUCAAACAAGCCUCCUCAACAGCAGCAGCAACAGCAACAGGGAUCGAAUGCAACGAUGCCUCCGUCAACGGCACCGAAACCGAUGCGAACGCAGGACGAUCAACCUCCACUUCCUCCUGUAUCAACUCAUCCACUGUUCAAGCCGGGCAGUGGAGCACCGCCACAGCUCAACAGCAACAAUGCGUACAGCAGCGCGGAACCACCAAAGGUGGGAUUCUAUCCAACGAUGCCAUCACAAAGCAAAAACCUGCCCCAAGCAGGCAGCAAUCCGUGGGAGCGGGAAGAGAAGGAAAAGGAAAGCGAGCUGCGUCGCGAGCACGUGCGCGCCUGGCGGGAUCAGCAGAUUGGCGAGCUGCAAUCGUUGCCGCAGCGUACACCGAAGCAGGAAGAACAGCUGCGGACGCUCAUGCUGGAGCGCGAUUUCGAGCGACGCGCGAUGGAAGAAGAUCAAGACUACGACAACGAUAUGGCACCUUACGGGGCGAAAGAGCACGGCAACGUGCAGGAGGUGGUGCGUUUGGCACAGCCUAACGCCGGCGGGCCCCUUACAGCUCCGAUGACGAAGUUGAAGCAGGUCGACAUUAAAACGCCUGCACCGGACACGCUCUCCAUCACCUCAAGCGAGCAUUCGUCGAGUGUGCCGUCCGUUUCAACAACGAUUGCCAAUUUCCAGCAGCAACAGCAGGGCUCGGGAAGCGGCAACGCACCACCGUUAAUUCAACCGAAAAGUAUUCUGAAACACAACACAAACAGCAGCACGCCUUCGUCGCCUUCCAAAGGGGCCGCUAAGACAGCCAGCUUUGCGCACGACGGAACCAAUCCCGCGGCACGUUCGCAGCUAAACUUGAGCGAAAUUACGGCCAACAAUACCAACGCGAACCAGAUGAUGUCCCAAAUGGUGCACGACAUGAACCAAAUGAAUUUGUCCUCCAACAUGACGGCAAUGAUGGGCGAAGAUCGUGAAAAUAGCGAGUAUGGACAUCCGAUGGGCCACGAACAGCAGCAACAGGCGAUGAUGAACGGUGGAGUGUCGAACCCGUACAUGAUGGCAAGCGACGCGAACAAUGGCAAUGGUGCGGUUCCUCCACCACCACCUCCGGAACGAAACAGCUCGUAUGUGAUCAUGUCGCAGCAGCAGCAGAAACUGCGAACAAGCACCGGUCCGCCCAAGCUCUGCAGCAGCAACAGCAGCAGCAGCAUCAGCAACAACAGCAACAACAGCAGCAACAGCAGCAGCAAUUGCAUCAACAGCAACAACAGCAGCAGCAAUUGCAUCAACAACAGCAGCAACUGCAGCAACAACAGCAGCACUCCAAACAAUAAUCCGCUCGGCAAUCAACCAUCGCCGAUGGGUGGUGUCAACAAUGUCUCGUCCGGUAGCUCCUCGGUGCUGACCAACAGCAUGUACAAGGACAACAAACGGGUAUCGUUCCACGACGAGGACGCUGGCAACAACAAUAGCCCCUCGACUCCGAUGAUGGCUGCUGGGCCCGCCGGUUAUACGCAGGCGGGACAUUUGAUUGGUGGCAGCAUCGGCAACGAGUCGACCGGUGGAAGCGGAGAGCUCGGUACCAUCAUGGAACGACCGGAUCCUGACCGUUUUAUCGACGAAACUAUGCCGGCAAUGCUGCACACGCCCACUACACCGGACGCAGAAAACUGGAACAUGCAAAUUCAGGCGACGCCUGGAGUAAUUGGUGCUCAGGAAGUUUAUCGCGAUCCUCGUACGCGCCGGUUAGCGGAGCAGCAGCAGAAACAGAAAUCCGACGCCGUACCAGAAAAGCUGUCAUUCAAAGAGAAGAUGAAAAUGUUUGCGCUGGAAUCGGGUGAGAACAACACACCGAAGGACAAGCUGAAAAUAUCCCGCGCCCAAAGGGACAUCGAUGCAGUUCAUUAAGCGACACGCAAGGAUAGUUUGUAUGCAUUUGUAUUAGUUUGUUAAGCCCCCUGACAUUGUGCGAUCGUUAGCAUUUUCUCCGAGCGCGGUGUAUGCGCGACCUGUUAAUAAUCCCCCACCCUACCAAACACUCCGCAGAGUACGUCGAAACAGAUUGUACACAGUUCUUGAAUCUUUACACUCUCACGCGCAAGAGUGCUUUUGUUAAUACAAGUAUUUUAUUACUUUGAUUGUGUUGUCCCGGUACAGGCCAGCUGAUCGGUAUAAAGUGGGUUUAAUCGUAGAUAGAUAAAAUCUUAUAAAUCGUGUUAAAAACUUGCAGCAAAAUAAAUAUUCCCCAGAGCAUACAUACAUAACGGUGCAGGAUAGCGUGCUUGUCCGUGCAGUGGUUUCGUAGUCGAAACCCCAACCAAGCGACGAGUUUCAAAGUUAAAGAUGAUAACAAUAAGGAUCACCAGAUAGAUGAUUGUUACGAUUGAUACUAGAACCCAAUGGACCAAGAUGAUACUAACAGAAAAGUUUUAAGAAUCAGCAUAGGAAAUUGUUUCUGUUUUAUAUACAUACAUAUCUAUAUGUAUACUGAAUGAAGACAACCAAUAGUCAGCUAAAGGAAACACUAUAUUUAUCUAUAAAACCGAGGCAGGAUGGUAGGAAAAGUCAAUGAGCCGGAACUGUUAAAAGUUGAGCGUAACUUUUAAGGUAUCACGUAGUCAGGUAUAUGGGGAAGAGUUAGGUAAGAGUUCUCGAAGGUUUUACAAACAUUAUCCCAUGGAAAGGAAGUGUUCUCUUUACGAUAGUACCGUGCAAGUAUCUAAAUCACCAACACACCAUACCCUCUAGAAUGGAAUGCGUUGUCGAGUUGGCGUGUUUACAAACAAAUGCACACGACAUAAUAUAAACAAAACAACAACAAAAAAACAUACAGAAAGGUCAAUUUAAUUAGUCCAUCUAUAACGCGCACCCAUUCGUAGCCUUCCAACCUCCCCUUACGUGAUAAUGUGUGCAAAUGCCGUAUAUGAUGGCACAGCAACACAACAACAAAGCAAAACUAAACAAACAUGAUAUAAACGGUGGUGCACACUAUUGUUAACAUUUACGACAAAGUUUACUCGUACUUGCACGCAAGAUAGUAGCCUCCCAACCCGCAAAACCGUCUUGCGAAAUUCGAAAUACCAUGUUUUCCCACCCCCGUAGCGUUAAUCUCCCUCUGUUACUCAUACACCACACCACGUCGUACACCAACUAACAAACGGGUCCACGAUUUUUUACACAAUGCACGAAUGUGGUUUUUUAGUUUUCGAGUGCGAAGCGCAAAGCGAGAGUAACACUAGAUUCCAUUAGUGGUUGCAAUUAUUGAGUCAAUAGCUUUCCACGGCCGAUUGAUACGAAAGCGAAGGCGAGUGGUAAAAUUACAACGCGAUGAAGGAACGGUGGCAGCAGCAGUAGUAGUAGUAGUAGAGAGAUUUGAUAGUGGAAAUCACCAAUACGAUAGGGAAGUGAUUUUAUUUGUUAUAAACAUAUUUUUAUAUCGCAAUCGAGAGAGACUAUUGAAGAAUUUCCAAGAUUUUUCGAUACUUUUAAGAAGAAUUUACCUCUUUAAUAACAAACACCGGAUUGACCGAUUUCUAGCACAUAUUUUUAUCCUCAAUCCUUGUGUGGCAGCCUAUGAAGAAAGAGAACACACGUUUAGAUCGUUUGUAAAGAUCGAGAAAGCAAAGAAUAUUAUAACCGAUAACAAAAAAAAACACACACACACAAACAAAAAAACAAAUAAACAAUGCUGGAACAAAUAACUCUCGAUAGUAAAGUAUUGCGUUAUUGGUGGUAAGCAGCGCUUAGCACGGUGUACCGAUGCGAGGAGUAGGUUUGCGCAAUCGAAGAGAGAUGUACAAUUGACCAUGUACCUUCUCAUCACGUACCGCAACGGAAUUGUAAAGGAAUAAUGGUAAAAAAAAGAUUAGCUAUAGUGAUGUAGUAUUAGGCAUGCAAUUGGCGAUUUUAUUCGAUAACAACACUAAGCUAAAAGGAAGGAGUUGGCACCGGGCAGAGCAUAUGUACCCUUAGUGGCGAAAUCGCGUGGAAAAAAAGUAUUGCGAUAAAUUAGAGCGAUUUUUGAGCAAAAACAACCCAAUACAAACAAAUACACAGGCAGGUGGAUGGUGUAGAAAUGUUACAUCUUUACUCAAUAAUUACUAUUUUCCAACUCUAAGCAAACCAUAAAAUGCAGCUAUGUAAAUGUUAGCAACAAUUGAGAUAAAGCAAACCAAUGAAA
This is a messenger RNA of Anopheles merus, 9380 nucleotides long. It is a transcript of the gene cno, whose product is annotated as afadin. The record is from RefSeq and is a predicted model, not a curated record. Gene Ontology annotation, molecular function: cell adhesion molecule binding. The transcript is spliced from 18 exons. Bases 599 to 7108 code for a protein of 2169 amino acids. NCBI's taxonomy places the organism in Eukaryota, Metazoa, Arthropoda, Insecta, Diptera, Culicidae. Gene Ontology annotation, cellular component: adherens junction. Gene Ontology annotation, biological process: regulation of protein localization; signal transduction.